CACACACACUCACACACACAACCGCUACAGCGGAAGUCUUUUUUUCAGUUCUGUCUUCCCUUCCAUAGCAGCACAAUUGCACCUUAUAGUUAAACAGUACAUCUGAAGGUGAUGUCUCUCUGUUCGGACGAGAGAGAAGACGGAGAGAGCACCUCCGACUCCUCAAAGACUAAAACAGACCGUUAUGGAUUCCUACUUGUUAACGGAGACACAAAUAAUGACAGCAGUGAUGACCCCUGUCCCGAGUUGGUGAGACACCGUGAAAUGAAAUGGAUCACCCUUAUGAACCAGUGGGAUCAGGUGCUAGAGAAGAAGCACAGUAAGAUCAAAGCUAAGUGUCAGAAGGGCAUCCCAGCGUCUGUCAGGGCCAGGUGCUGGCCCCUGCUGUGUGGAGCGAAACAGAGGAAAGAGAAUAACAAAGAUCUCUACAAAACUCUGGAGUUGUCCCCGGGUCAGCAAAGCUGGAUUGAUGUCAUCAAGAGAGACACAGACAGGCAGUUUCCCUUCCACGAGAUGUUUCAAUCCAAAGACAGCCAUGGCCAGCAGGGCUUGUUGCAGGUUCUGAAGGCGUACACUCAAUUUCGGCCUGAUGAGGGGUACUGCCAGGCGCAGGGUCCCGUGGCAGCAGUGCUACUAAUGAACAUGCCCAUGGAGGAAGCGUUCUGGUGUUUGGUACAGAUCAGCGAACUCUACCUCCCUGGCUACUACAGCCCCCUGCUGGAAGGAGUUUUGUUCGAUGCUGCGAUUCUCUUUAGCGUGCUAAAAAGGACGUGUCCAGCUGCAUACAAACACAUGCAGAGACAGGGGGUGGAGCCUCUUAUGUUUGCCACUGAUUGGCUGAUGUGUCUGUAUAGCCGCCACCUGCCCUUCAACACUUUACUCCGUGUCUGGGACCUCUUCUUCUGCAAUGGUGUACGCGUGCUGUUUCAGGUGGCUGUGGUUUUAGUGCGACGGUGCUUAGGAGAGGCUCGACAACGAAAAGAGUGUGAGGGCCAGAUGGAGACUCUGGAGAGACUGCGGUCAGUUAGGGGGCGUGUCCAACAUGAACAAGCCGACGCCUUUAUUCAAGAGGUGUGUUCGGUACCUCUGUCCUUGGCAGAGCUCCAGCGACAAACUGAAAAGGAGUUAGAGAAAUGGAGGAAAGAGCACCCGGGCUCGACCUUUGACCCUCGAGAUCGUUGCCAUGGAUGCCAUAUGAUAUGGGAGAAAGGGAAGGAAAAGGAGAAGGAGAACGAAAAGAAGGAGAGACAGAGCGGGAACCUGAGUGUUCCUCUGAUGCGUUCGCAUUCGUCUCUCUCUCCGGCAAUCCUUCGUAAAAAAUGGAGGAAGAGAGGGAGUAAAGCAGAGACUGAGGAGUGGGAGGGACGAGGGUUCUCAAAACAGGACAGUGACGAUGAAGAGAAAAGGAGGGCGAGCGUGUGUGGUGUAGCCGGAGAGCUACGGACGAAGACAGAGAAGACACCACAGGAGUUCAGUACACCUUCAAAGAAAGACCGUAACACACAUCGUAUAUCAGAUACGGAAACACAGCGGAGUUCUGAAUCGUCAGAUCACAGUGCCACUGUGUUUGAGGAGGAUGAGAAUGAUGCACCUGUCACCGCCAUCCCAUCACACACAGACAGUGGUAUACCUGAAGAAGAAACAAGGCCACCUUCCAGCCAGAAAGAAGAUGAUCUACAAACAGGUAACUGUCAACAGGAAAUAGAAAAACAGCAUGGCAAAAAGAAAGUACAGACUCCCAGAGAUGACCAGGACGAAGAAAUUUCAACACAUCAAGACCAGCCGGAGGCUGAAACACAACAAGAGGAAUCACAACCUUCCCAACUAGAGGAGGAAGAGGAAACAAGAAACAAACUUGAAGAGGAAACACAGGAAAACAGAAGUAAACAGGAAGAGAAAACUGAAAUUAAGACCUGUAAACCUGAAGAGGAGGUACAACUUAAUAUCAGCACACAAGAAGAGGAAGUGAAUAUCACUCAACAGGAAGUGGAAGUCGAGGUAAAUACUGACACACAGGGACAGGAAAUAUAUACCUGUACUUGUGAACAGGAGCAGGAAAAUGGAAUGAACAGUAAACUUGAAGAGGAAAUGCAGAUGGAUAGUAGUAAACAGGAAGAGGAAAUAGGGACAAAUAGCCAAAAACAAGAAGAAGAAAUACAGAUGGGCAGCACUGAAGAGGAAGUAAGCAACGAACAGGAAGUGGAAAUACCGGAAGAAAAGGAAAUAACGGCAAACAGCAGUGAACAGGAAGUGGAAAUACCAGAAGAAAAGGAAAUAAAGGCAAACAGCAGUGAACAGGAAGUGGAAAUACAGGAAGAAAAGGAAAUAAAGGCAAACAGCAGCGAACAGGAAGUGGAAAUACAGGAAGACAAGGAAAUAAAGGCAAACAGCAGUGAACAGGAAGUGGAAAUACAGGAAGAAAAGGAAAUAAAGGCAAACAGCAGCGAACAGGAGGUAGAAAUACAGGAAGAAAAGGAAAUAAAGGCAAACAGCAUCGAACAGGAAGUGGAAAUACAGGAAGAAAAGGAAAUAAAGGCAAACAGCAGUGAACAGGAAGUGGAAAUACAGGAAGAAAAGCAAAUAAAGGCAAACAGCAGUGAACAGGAAGUGGAAAUACAGGAAGAAAAGGAAAUAAAGGCAAACAGCAGCAAGCAGGAGGUAGAAAUACAGGAAGAAAAGCAAAUAAAGGCAAACAGCAGUGAACAGGAAGUGGAAAUACAGGAAGAAAAGGAAAUAAAGGCAAACAGCAGCAAGCAGGAGGUAGAAAUACAGGAGGAAGACAAACAAGCAAAUAGUGAUAAUGAAGAAGAGAAGCUCAAAACAUGUCUCAUACACGAAGAAGACGUCCCUAAAGAUGAGCAGCAGCAACAGGAAGACAGCGAACAGAAAAACGAAGUACAACGAAGUUUGGAAACGGAUGAAGAAAUGCAUUCAAAUGUGCAAACUCCGAAAGAGCAGAAGGAUGCAGAGGAACAAGCACCCUCUGUUCAAGAGGAAGAUCAUGUGAAAGGUGAACGCUGUGAAAGCGGAAACAAUACCGAUGAAGAAAGGACACAGCAAGAGCAGGAAGGUGAGAGAGAGCAUUCAGAAGAGAUAGAGAAGGAGGCACAGAUUAGUGACGCACCAGGGGAGGAAACCGUCCUGGACGAAGAAAAGAGAAGUGGCAAUAAUAUCACAGUAGAUCAAGAGGCAUCAGAAACAGCAGCAUCUACACCUUGCGUUCAACCAGAGACAGUGAUGGAACAUUCUGGAGAAUCAGAGACUCCACAGGACUCCAACCAGACACAGGAUGAAAACGUAGAGGUUAACAAAAUCUCCACACCUGAGCAUGGAGAACCUGAUAGAACCAGUGGAUCUAGCAAUCCAGAGCCUCCACAGCCAGACAACAAGGAAGAGGAAGUGGAAACUGAGAUAAAUAUUACAACAGAGUCAAGCCUGGUGAAACAAGGCUCAAACCCAAACCCACAGCUCCGCCUUCGCAGGUCCUCCAGCUCCCACACCUCCUAUCCCACAAUCCUCUCUGAGGACACUUUCAAGGACCCGCAGCAAUGUGUCAAACCAGAGUCAUGCCCCCAAACCACAAAGGAGGACGAGUCAAACAUCACACAGCCAACACAGACACAAAGCUCCAAACUGGAGGAUCCACAGAAACCACAGACACAAGUUUUCUCGACACAAUCAAAGUCAGACAAACCCAAACGCAGGGGUCUGUUUCACCGGCUCAGGGCUGACACGCCUUCCAAAUCCACCAUCCCCAAAAUCGUCAUCCAGGACUUCAGUGAGGUGGAGGAGAAGCUGAGCUCUAAAGAGAGGAGGCGGCGGAGGAGGAUGCAGGAGAGGAAAGAAAAGGAGGAGGAGAAGGAGAGGAAGAAGCUAGAGAAAGAGCUGGAGAAGGAAAAGGAGAGGGAGAGGAAAAAGCCUCAGACAAGAGGGAAGAGUUUUCAGGUGCCCAGUAGAAAGCAAGAUGAUUAUGACGAUGUUUUCUCUGGUAGGAGCAGCUCCCAGACGAUAGGACAUAACAGGAACUCUGAGAGUUACUUCUGACUGAAGAGCACACUGACAUUUCUCAGCAUUUUUAGCUAAAUGGAUUGUAGUAUGAUUAAUUCAUUUUGCAUCAGAGCAAAAUCAUCCUCAAAACGAGAACAGCCCCAUCCUGAUAUUGAAAAAUGCUUUGUGCUAAAUAUUACCGAGCAAGAAGAUUGUAAAGAACACUGGCAAUCAAUGUUACCCAAAACUGGGAAAGCUUCAAACAACAUUUAUCCCAAACCCCAACCUUAGUCUAUGUGAACGCCAAGUAGAGCUGAGCUUCUUGACGGAAAUGUAAAUCAUAGCAUGUUAUAAUAAUAAUGAUGAUGAUGAUGAUGAUGAUGAUGAAGUAAUAGUUUCACACUGCUUUAUAGAGAAAUGCUUGUAAAACUCUCUUCUUUUCAAAGCAGCUGUUAACGCCUGUGUAUAUACAUUUGAUAAUUAAAGCAAAAUGUGCUGAUUUUGCUAUUUUAAUGCUUUAAUAUAUCGUCUACCUUUGAAUCAGAAAUGAAUUCCAAAGCUGAAAGAUAUGCAAGUUUUAUCAGCAAAGUGUAGUUAGUUACACAAGGAAAAAACAUCACAGUGCAUACUGUUAUGGGAAAUUAAUCAACACUGGGAUAGUGUGGAUUAUUUUUCUUUAACACCAAAUGUGUCUUGCUUUUUAUCCGUUUAUAAUUAAUGUAUAAAUAGUUGUUUCAUCACCAACCUUCCCUAAAUUAAUAUGGCCAAAAAAAAAAUAAAAACACUGCUUGUCAUGUUACCGAGAAACCGGAAACCAGCGUAAAGUCCUCCAUCCUGCACACUUUCACACUGAGGAAAAAUGUAACAAAGUGCUGACACUGGAGACUCCUUCCAUGAAUGUUAAAUAAACAUCACCUUACAGAAGGCUUCACAA
This is a messenger RNA of Pangasianodon hypophthalmus (striped catfish), 4921 nucleotides long. It is a transcript of the gene tbc1d10c, whose product is annotated as TBC1 domain family, member 10C. The record is from RefSeq and is a predicted model, not a curated record. Lineage: Eukaryota; Metazoa; Chordata; Actinopteri; Siluriformes; Pangasiidae. The transcript has 10 exons. Bases 112 to 4044 code for a protein of 1310 amino acids.